Messenger RNA from Penicillium brasilianum, 1881 nucleotides. Lineage: Eukaryota; Fungi; Ascomycota; Eurotiomycetes; Eurotiales; Aspergillaceae. The record is from the annotation of a GenBank genome assembly.
AUGUUCCAGCAUCGUGCCAACGAAGAGGAGUUCAUCGGUGCCUCCAAGAACAAGGAUUCCCGGUUCAUCCUUCCCGGAUAUGGCCGACCAUUGGACUAUGCACCGAUGGAGAAGAACAUCUACGGCGUGGAGAGCCGGAGCAUGUUUCCAUCCGCCUUGGAUGACAGAGAUAUUGAGAAUGGAUACACCGAAUUGCCCGUCCAGUCUCUUCGUGAGAUCGAAAUGCUCCGCGUAAUGGAAGAGUUGACUGACAUUCCUGAAUGGUGGAUCAAGGUUCAAGAUCCCGGUAUCGAUGAAGAAUGGAAAGCAUCAGCAUUGAAUGGUGAAAAGGACAUCACCCCCAAUAUGGCCAACUGGAUCAUCGACGAGCUCAAGUUCAAAGCGAUGAUCUACGAAACAAGCCAGGCUGUCGCUCUGUACAACGGGGACAUGACCAAGUCCGAUUCAAAUAUCCCCAGAUCACUCGUUGAAAGACUGGCAAAGGAGACCAAAGUCUUGGAUUAUGAUGACGCCGAGUUGAAAUUCCACCAUCCGGGAACUGUGGGAAAACAGCGAGAUCUCCUGGCCAUCGCAUUAUACCCCCUUGUAUACGGCAAAAGUCGAAUUCUUGUGGAUACGGUCAUCGGGUUAGAUGAAGCCCUAGGAGCCGUCGGUCAGGGCGAAGUGAUCCCCCCGCCCAGAGAGACGGGCAUCACUCGAGAAGACAUGGCCUGGCGAGUAAAGUCGCGAUCAGACAUCCAGGUCAAACCGUAUAAUCUGAAUUUCCAGCUUCUGCCGGCCGACUUGGAGCUGGGCGACGAUGACCGUUGGCAUCUUGUGUCGUACAUCAACAAUCUGCACCCAGUCAAGCACCGCAACAUCUACAAACUGAUCGAGGACAUAGUCAACUGUAUGGUCCCUCAGUUCAAUAUGACGAUGACGCCACUCAAGGACAUGUUGCAUUCACGCGCGCGAAUCACAUAUCACAAGGCUGAAUACCAUCCUGUUCCUCAGGCAGUUGUCGACAAGGAGCCGCAAAUUGGAGCCAAAGAGGCCCAGAGUGAGUUUUCAGAGCGAUACUCGGAUUGGCGACAUGAGAACUUCAAAGUGAUUCAGCCCGAUGCUGGUGUAUUCAUCCCCUGGGCUGUACCUCCGGCCCUGAUGAACAAGCUCCCCGAGGACCUGCCUAGUCCCGUCCGCAUCGAACGAGAUGUCUCACUCAACAGGGACUACAAGGACCGCGGUCUUCAGGUCAUCACACGCAUUAUCGGUGUCGAUCUCACCCCGGAAGAUCCCUAUUUCCAAUCUGACUGGCACGUCGAAGGUCAAAUGAACGAACACAUCUGUGCCGCUGCAUUCCUCCUGUUCGACAAUGAGAACAUGGAGGACCCGAUCAUGGAAUUCCGCAACAUCGUCGAAACCGGAUCCCUUGCUGCAGUCGAACAUGAGCCCGAUGACUUCGUCUGGCUCAAGCAAGUCUUUGGCCUUUCAAUCGGAGAGCCGGCUAUUCAGCACCCAGGCUCGAUCAAGUGCAAAGUGGGCCGUACCGUGAUAUUUCCCAGUACCGUACAGCACCGCGUGACUCAUCUCGAGCUGAAAAACAAGUCGAAGCCGGGGCAUACUCGUGCCCUUGUGUUCUUCCUGGUCGAUCCGAAUCUGCGGAUCAUCUCCACGGCCAAUAUCCCACCACAGAGGUUGGAUUGGACGCUCGAUGCAAACGGGGAUGAUGAAAAGUUGAAGGCUACCAUGGCAAGGCUGGCUUUGGAUAACAAAGACCGGAAAGGUCCAAUGGCGAUGUCGUUGCUGGAGGCGCUGCAGGCGAGAGACAAGUUUUUGAAGGAUAUGAUCGAGUUUACUAAGUAUCAGCAUGUCGCCUUUGACUCACAGCUCUUGAUGCUUUGA